Physcomitrium patens is the source of this 2749-nucleotide messenger RNA. Lineage: Eukaryota; Viridiplantae; Streptophyta; Bryopsida; Funariales; Funariaceae. The record is from RefSeq and is a predicted model, not a curated record.
GGCUCACUUUCUCUCACGUCUCCCAGCGUUCGACAAUGUCGCGCGAAUUCCUACUGCUUUUUAUGUAGUCAAAGUUGUCUUCCUGGUUGUGAUGUUAUGCGAUUUGAGGCCAAGCUGCUGAGUGUCUUGGAAGCUCAGGUUUUGUCGUGAUCUUUGAUAUCUUUUUAAUCUUGCAAGGGCGUGGAACCUAGCGCGCGGCAUGUAGUGUGUACUGCUGCUUGUUUCUGGGUGGUCUUUGUCUUGUUUUUUUUGUUUCUGUAAUUUGAAGGGCUUGUUGAUUGAUUUAUUGGGAAGUAUUCUGUUUAUUUUGGUUUCGCGAAUGUGAGUAAAAGGUCGUAGAGUUUGCAAUUGCGAACAUUGUCAAGGCCUGCUGGAAAGUUCAAUCAGUCACCACGAAAUUUGCGAUCAUAUGUAGGAAUUUCAACAUACCUGAGCUUCGAAGUGAGGAAUAUAUAGAAGCGAGGUGUAAGAGAACAGCAUCUCAAGGGUUAGAGGGUUUGUAGGUUGCUACUAAUGGCACCGUCGGUCAUUCAAAAGCAAGAUUCCUCCAAUACUUGUGUGCGAGGAUGUUGUAGCAGCGAUUACCUGCCUCUGGCAAUUCCCAAGUCCGACAUCCAAAUCGUCUCCGAGAUUGCGCGUGGGGCUGAAAGUGUAGUAUAUGAAGCCCGAUUUCAAGGCAAAACUGUAGCGGCGAAAAAGCCACGUUUAUCUACGACAAAUGACAUGGAUCGGUUCCACACAGAACUGCAGGUGUUGAGUAAUUUGAAGCAUCCAAACAUAGCUACGUUGAUUGGUGCACGUGCUCAUCCACCCGAUUACUACUUCUUGUAUGAUUUUUAUGAGCAUGGGAAUCUGGGAAAUGCGCUUCACGUAUCUGAGUGGCGACCCACUUUGCACCAAGUUUUGUCCAUUGCAACACAAUUAGCGAAGGCCCUGCAAUAUUUGCACAAGGAGGGUAUUGUGCACCGAGAUGUGAAGCCUGCAAAUAUUCUGCUUGACAGCAAGUGGGAUGCAUAUUUAGCAGACUUUGGGCUUGCUGCAAAGGUUGCAGACCUUUCAAAGCAUAGCAUAGAGAACUGGAAAUCCUCAGGGAAGCCCACUGGCGGAUUUCAUAAAAAGAAUAUGGUUGGUACCCUCUUAUAUAUGGCUCCAGAAGUCCUCAGGAAAGAUGUGCAAUCAGAGAAAUCUGAUGUGUAUGGAUACGGCAUCACUCUCAAUGAACUUAUUACAGGCGUUGUGCCAUACACUGAUCGGAAGACUGCAGCGCAGGCACAUACGGUACUGGAAAUGAAUUACUCGGAGCAACAACUUUCUGCGGCUGUAACUUCUCAAGGGUUGAGACCAGUACUUGCAGGUCCAGAGUCUGGAACUCCGUCAGCGUUGUCUUCCUUAAUUGAAAUAUGUUGGCAUGGCGACCUUGCAAAGCGUCCAUCUUUUGACUAUAUAGUGGAGUCUUUGGAUAUGAUCACUGCAAAGCUAUUCUCUGAGAAGAAAUCGGUUGAAAAAUCUACUGGGGAAGUAGAUGUUGCUACUACUCUAUCCAAUGGUGAGAGCAAUGGAUUGGAGUCGGUUUUGAAUUAUACCCAGCAAAAAAGAACGGAUGUAGACUGGGCCUCUCGGGCCGUUGAAGGGUUGAGCUCGAGUGUCCCAGAGCAAUCAUCCUCAUCUCUUGGUUGGCUUAACCAAACAACCGAUAAUGCAAGCUAUCUUCCGGUACUCUCCGUGGGAUCAUUCUCAACAAAAGGUGCAAGGCAAACAAUGGAGGACACAAACUUCUUGAAGUUUCAACUCGGAGGAGCUCUUAAUGUUCAUGCUUUUGGUGUCUUUGAUGGGCAUAGAGGGCCUGAGGCCGCAGAAUUCGCAGCUAUCGCAAUGCCCCAGCUUUUGGUAUCAAAGGCUUCAACUUUCAGCCCGCAGGACGCUUUGUCUAGUGCAUUCAUUGAAAUAGAUGUGGCUUUCCGCCGAGAGUUAGACGGCCAACGCCAACGGAGGAAAGGCGGUGGCUUCGAUUGGCACCCUGGGUGUACUGCUGCCACUGCGCUUCUUGUAAAAGAUACACUAUACGUUGCCAACGCUGGAGAUUGUCGAACUAUUUUAUGCAGAAAUGGAAAAGCUAUUCCUCUUAGCAUGGAUCAUACAGCGAGCUGCAGCAGUGAGCGUGAACGAGUAAUUAAAGCUGGUGGGUCUGUCAGUUGGAGAGUGAAUACGUGGAGGGUUGGUUCAGCUGCUAUUGAGGUCACGCGAUCAAUCGGAGAUGAUGAUCUGAAACCGUAUGUUACUGCGGAACCGGAAGUAGCUGUAUGCAAAUUGAGUGGCGAUGAUGAGUUUCUGGUACUCGCAAGUGACGGGUUGUGGGAGACAAUGCCAAACGACGACGUCGUUGCUAUUAUCAAAGAUACUGUGAAGGAGCCGAGCAUGGUUUCCAAGAGAUUAGCAACGGAGGCUGUGGAACGUGGCAGUCGUGAUAACAUCACGGUAAUUGUUGUAUUCCUCAAGCCUGUUUCAACAGUAGAGCGUGUAUACUAAAAGGAAUUUUGGAUAGCAUAUUCCAAUGUUUUCUUUGCGUCUCCCCAUUCCCUACUCAUGAUUCAGAGCUGAAACAUGAAAGGACGGCCACAUAGAUUGGAAAAAAUCAGAAUAGGAGAUCACCUCAUGGAAAUCCUGCGGCAUUGGGCAGGUUUUUUAAAUUGUUCUGCAUUCUUUUAAAUGAAGGGAGACUCUCAGUUUCUCCUCUUCGUUGAUUCAUGAA